Strongylocentrotus purpuratus (purple sea urchin) is the source of this 3274-nucleotide messenger RNA. Its product is annotated as probable G-protein coupled receptor 156. The record is from RefSeq and is a predicted model, not a curated record. Gene Ontology annotation, biological process: G protein-coupled receptor signaling pathway; gamma-aminobutyric acid signaling pathway. Gene Ontology annotation, molecular function: G protein-coupled GABA receptor activity. The transcript is spliced from 9 exons. Bases 796 to 2922 code for a protein of 708 amino acids. Gene Ontology annotation, cellular component: membrane; G protein-coupled receptor heterodimeric complex. NCBI's taxonomy places the organism in Eukaryota, Metazoa, Echinodermata, Echinoidea, Camarodonta, Strongylocentrotidae.
ACAAGCUCCAUAUUAUGGCGAGCUGUCAUUCGCAACCUCUCUCCUCUUGAAAAUAGUUGACAGGUUAUGCAUCUGUAUUUGCGACCCCUUGCAAUUCAAGUCAAUGUAAUAAAAGAAACGAGUCGCCAGCGCCGCCGUACAAUCAUUGCAAUCGACACAAAGUAGUCGGCACAAUGAUAUCAUCACCAAUCCAAUACUUUGACGUUGACGAAAUGAGGCAUUUAUUCCGUGCACUUAAAUGAGAUUUAGAAGAAUCAAUAAAGGACGGAUACCUUUACGAGUUUCCAAUAGAUGACCGCGUUGCAUAUAGAGCAGACUGCUUUACUCGAUGCUUGGCGUGAGUAGUGAACGCCCUCACAAAGGUAGACUGGGUAAACAAUCUUGAGCUCGUUUGAUUUCUCGAUCUUUCGACUUCUCCUCAUUCGGUUCUUGAGAGCUAUCUUAAGAUGCUAGUUAUUAAGCCAAGUGGUGAUUUCGGCAGAUUAUCUUUGUAGCGGAAAUGAAACGUGGCAGGAUGCCAUUCCACCGCCCACCACUUUCUUCCGAAGCAUCUUAUAUUCCAUGCUGAGGUUUUUAAUCUACGGUGUCCUAAUUAAAGAAUGCUAUGCCUGUAGACAAAAUCGACCCUCGUUACAUUGCAAGAGAUGCUUCCGUACCGGAAUGGUGAAAACACUUUUCAUCCGUGCGUUUGAUACGGCUGAGACGAUGACAAGCCUACAUUCGAGGCGUUCUGUUACAUCAUAUGAAAGACAACCGUAAACAGGAACAAACUUGCAGGUUUUCAGAACAGCGGAUAUGACUACCAACAUUUCUCAUAGCAACGGGACCCUGCACUUCAUCACAUUAACACCUAUCGUUGCCAUGGGAACGGAGGAGAGGAUGACUUCUAUUCCGUGUGAUGGUCUCCACGAUGAGACGGUUUAUCGAUUUAUUUCCCCAGUGCUUUUCGGCUGCGUCUGUGUUCUUACAUUGCUGGGCUUGGUGCUGUCCACUGUGUUUCUAGUCUUCAACAUAAGAUACAGAAAUCACAGAUUAAUCAAGAUGUCAAGCCCCAAUCUUAACAUAUUAAUUGUGUUUGGCACCAUUCUCAUCUACACCUGCGUAGUUCUACUUGGGAUUGAUAUUAACACUACAUCAUUGGAAACAUUGACUGCACUCUGCAAGGCUCGAAUUUUCCUGCUCAUGUGCGGUUUUACGCUAGUAUACGGCUCUCUGUUCAGCAAAUCAUGGCGAGUGUAUAGAAUAUUUGGACAUACUGGUGCAAAGAGAAUGGUGAUACGGGAUAAUCGACUGAUAGGAAUAAUAACUUGCUUGCUUCUUGUGGAUUCCUUUAUCAUGGCACUAUGGCUUAUCUUCGAUCCUCCACAAUGCCAGGUGCAAUUACUUCCUGUUACGUCAGAGAAUACAGCAACUCAAUCUACUGAUAAUCCCUUGACAACGCAACCGACCACGCCCACGUUGAGGGGCUCGGUCUACGUGUGCCACUCCCAUUAUCAUGAAAUCUGGUUGCUAGUCAUCUAUGUGUACAAGUGUGUCAUCCUGCUCUACGGCACCCAUCUCUCAUGGGCCACACGGAAUGUCGCCCUCAGCGCCAUGAACGAUUCAAGGUGUAUCAUAAUCUCUGUCUAUACCUGCGUCAUCUUGGUUUCCAUGACGACGGCUCUAUCAUCGACGAUGUGGCGGUGGCCCAACGUGUGGUACUCAUGUAUGGCGUUGGUCCUGCUCCUCUGUACCACACAGGUCCUGGUCUUGGUCCACGUUCCAAAGAUUCUCGCAUGGAAGGAUAACCCGGAUGCCACUAUGCCGUUGUCAAGGACGAUAACCUCGUCAUACCUAGCAACCAAUCACGGUCAAUCGUUCGGUCAAGUAGAAGAAGAGUUAUUCCUCUUAUCUGCUGAAAAUGCAGCUUUAAAGCGGUCACUUGGCGAGAAAGAUGAAACUAUCAGGCUUCUCCAGAGUCAUGUAGGGGUGGCCAAGGAAAAACUUUGUCAGUUGAUUGUUGAGGGUGACGGUCGCCAUGACAGUGGUUGUGAUUUUGAUGGUUCCUCCUCAGCUACCAGCCAUGAAGAUCCUGCAUCGAUUGGCACCGAGCCAAGUGGCAGCGAAAAGUCCAUAUUGGACAAGCCCGCAGAUUAUGUUCAAGAGUCUGGGGGUUCGCAACAAAACAGUCCUAUCAAGAAGAAGAAAAGAUCGCCGAAAAGGAGCAAAGGAACCUCAACGAAAGGUCUUUGUAUGGACCAGGAACCAGUAGUGACGGUUGUCGAUUUGGAAGAUAAAAAUGUUUUAGAUCGUUCAUCUUCUGCGUUGCUACCUCCAUCAACAGGCCGGCGAGAGAGCUUAGGUGUACACAGCAUACGCAGAAGAAGAGCUAGUAGUCUACGCAGUGUUGGUAGCACAACGUCACAGUUUGAAGAACUGCGCAACUGUAUCGCAAAAGAGCUGCACCAAGCACAACAUAUAUCAUCAAACCUGCGGGAUGCCAUAGCGCAAGAUUUGGGCUCGUGUAGACAAAGACCGUUGUAUUACGAUAUCGCGCGUACAGAAGAGGAUAUUAUGUCCUCGCUGAGUAAAUCCUACAGACUACGGGACGAUGACACCCAUUCUUUAGCGAGUAGCACGUUCACAUAUGACAAUCCUAUUUUUUCUCGUGAUCAGUUUCCUAGGAGGAGUAACAGCAGUUAUCGCACGAGCAGAACCAGUAGACAGUCUAGCUUUAGAUCAGUUGCCAGCAUUGCGCUCGAAAUAGCAGAGAGCUACACACGAAGAGGCAAGAAUGGGAACGGUAAAGAGAGAGAACUGCAAUGGCCAAGUUACAUUCCACCUAAGGAAUCAAAAGUGCGCAGUGGAGAACCAUUACGUGUAGUGCGCAGUUCAGAAGCACCCAUUGUGUAUACUAGAAGCAUAUACAAUACAUACGUUUGAAUAAGGAAUAUUUUUGCUAUUGACUUGGCUUAUAUGUAAAUAGAAUAUCAAUUUCUGAAAGAAACAACUAUAUUUAUUACUGAAAUUACCUGUAUGUUAAAUUGUUUUCUGUGUACAUGUAUAUGCAGAUUUGUUUUCAACUUUACAAAAAGUGCUAUGUUAUGCUGACUGAAACUGCCAAUAUUUUGAAGUUUGUGUUUUGCUAGUAUCAGAACACUAUUUCACGAGGCCCGGAUUCUUCACGAGUCAUACGACCGCUUUGGAUGUUAAAAUCUGUAAAUGUCUUUAAAUCAAAACUGAAAACACAUCUUUUUAAUUAACUGUAAAUCUAAGCAUAUCAGGAGCUCCUGUA